Molecule: messenger RNA, 2013 nt
Organism: Leopardus geoffroyi (Geoffroy's cat)
Lineage: Eukaryota; Metazoa; Chordata; Mammalia; Carnivora; Felidae
Gene: SOD3
Product: superoxide dismutase 3
Exons: 2
Coding region: 665-1405 (246 amino acids)
Biological process (GO): removal of superoxide radicals
Molecular function (GO): superoxide dismutase activity; copper ion binding
Source: RefSeq, a predicted model, not a curated record
CGGCUUCCCCUCGCUGCCCGCAAACAGCCCGGCCUCAGGAGCCAGCCUGCAUUCCUGCGAACGCUGGGUGCAGCUCCCCGCUUCUCAGGAGGAAAGCUCUCUUGGAAGAGCGGGAAAGCCAGGUGUGGGCCCAGGUGCUGGGGCUGAUGAGGAGGAAAACCGAGUUUCUGUCUUCAAGUCUGCUGUGCCCGGCAGAGAAGAGGGGGCAGGACACUUCGGAGAGGGCACGGCUAUUCUAAGGGCCGAGAAUGAGGGGUAGGAAGUCUUAACUGGUCUGUACAGGAGGAUGCUUAGCGAGGGUGGCAGGGGGUGAUGGGGGAGGGGAAGGUCUGGAAGGGCCAUCCUUAUGUGCCCUGAGACUCUCCCCCCCCGAUUGCCCCAUGACUUCCUCCAAGUGAUGCAGACAGGACUUGAGAGGGCCAUGAUCACCCUGGCGGCUCGAAAAGAUCCCCAUGAGUUGCUUGAGACUGUGUCAAAGCCAUCUUUACAAGCACAGCACCUGACCCAGGUCCCGGAGCAUAGCAGGCCCAGAAAGGCACGGGGCCAAAGGCAGGAAUGCGCGCUGGGCGAGGAAGCCCCUGGGGUCGGGGGUCCUCACGUUGCCAGGGACUAAGGCUCGCUCUGCUCCACCCCUGGGGGCGCCCGCAGGUGCCCGACUCCGGCCAUGCUGGCGCCGGCGCUGCUGUGUGCCUACCUGCUGCUGGCGGCCCGCGCCUCGCGCGCCUGGUCCGACCCGGACCCGGAGGAGCCCGGCUCCAGCACGGCGGCGCAGAUCCGCGACAUGCACGAGAAAGUGACGGCGAUCUGGCAGGAGAUGACGCAGCGGCAGGCGGCGGGCGACCGCCCGGACGCCGCGCUCCACGCCGCCUGCCGGGUGCAGCCGUCGGCCACGCUGGACGCGGCGCAGCCCCGGGUGAGCGGCCUCGUGCUCUUCCGGCAGCAGGUGCCCGGCGCCCGGCUCGAGGCCUUCUUCGACCUGGAGGGCUUCCCGGCCGAGCCCAACAACUCCAGCCGCGCCAUCCACGUGCACCAGUUCGGGGACCUGAGCCAGGGCUGCGACUCCACCGGCGCGCACUACAACCCGCGGGCCGUGCCGCACCCGCAGCACCCGGGCGACUUCGGCAACUUCGCCGUGCGCGACGGCCGCCUCUGGAAGUACCGCGGCGGCCUGGCCGCCUCGCUCUUCGGCCCGCACUCGAUCGUGGGCCGCGCCGUGGUGGUCCACGCGGGCGAGGACGACCUGGGCCGCGGCGGCAACGCGGCCAGCGUGGAGAACGGCAACGCGGGCCCCCGGCUCGCCUGCUGCGUGGUGGGCGUGUGCGGGCCGCUGCCCUGGGCGCGCCAGGCGCAGGAGCACGCCGAGCGCCGGAAGCGGCGGCGGGACAGCGAGUGCAAGGCCGUCUGAGCGCGCCCCCCGCCCGGGGCGGGGCCCGCGGAGACCCCCUGCGGGCCCCGCCGCUCCUCCGCGCGCCAGGCACCUGCCCCCUGCCGGCCUUGACUUUCUCCCCCCAGCUCCCAGAGACACCUUCUCGCCCGGGGUCCCAGUUCUGCGCGGCUGAGGUCUCCCCGAAAAUCCCCUCCACCCCGAGGCCUCCAACCACGUACGCGAUAACACCCCUCCGCAUCCAGAGGGCAGGCCGUGCCCUCUGAGACCCCCAUCUCGAGCUCUGAGGAGCCCUGGACGUAUUGAAAUAACCCACCUACCCUCCCGGACCCCCCACCCCCACCCCAGGUUCCUUUCUACCCCUGAACCAAUCCUGCUAUGCCCUGAGGACUCAACUCCUCCCACCCCUUAGAGUCCUUCUAGGCGCUCUGAGACCCUUCCUGAGGUCACCUAGCCCCCCACCCCAACCGCCGACCCCCCGACCUCUCACACACCAUGCCAGCACAUGCAGCCUGCAGUUAGGCGCCCCUGCCCGGUGUCCUUGGCUGUUGCUCGCCCGCUGCCACCCACAGAGAGGCCGAUUGGCAGUCUUCGUGUUGCAUAUUAAAACUCAGCAAUUCAGUCUUGCA